GCGGACUGCCCAGUGCCUGUAUGGGGCGAAGCAGCAGCGUGACAAGCUGGAGCUUGAGGUGCAGGAUAAGACCACGCGGAUCGAGGAACUGCAGAAGGCCCUGGAGACUCAGCAGGGGCUCCUGGAGGCAAAGAGGAACGAGGUGCUGGCGCUCGACGCGGAGUACAAACGUAUGGCCCUUCAGGUUGCGGAUACCACGGAAGCCGUUUUCCAAGAACCGCCCUCAUUCUCCAUUGCGUUCGAGCUUGCGCCCGAGGGCGUGGAGGAUGUGUGCCUGCAGGUUUUCCUGGGGACGGCGGAGUGGAACACACCCAAAGAGAUUACCAACGGCAAGCUCAAGGAACCGUUGCCCCAGCGUGCUCAGGCGGGCCGCCCCGCUUCUGUGCCUCCUGGUGAGGACGCUCCUGAUGGAGAUGAUGAGGACGGUAUUGACAUGGCCGUCGACGGCGACGAGAUCGACCUCGACCUGCUCGAAGGGAGCGCAACGGAUCACAUGUGGUUCGAGAAAUGUACCGUGCCGAAGUACCAGUUUGAACAAUGCGCCGCGCCAGAGUACAAGUGUGAA
Prorocentrum cordatum is the source of this 565-nucleotide messenger RNA. The record is from the annotation of a GenBank genome assembly. Lineage: Eukaryota; Dinophyceae; Prorocentrales; Prorocentraceae.